ACCCACGGAGACACAGUGGGAACUCCCAUGCCUCUAUUUUUUUAAAAGAUAACACUCAUUUCAGGUUUGAGUCUCUGUCCAGUCAAAAAGCCAGUGUGAUAAUUCAGAUCCACGUCCCAGCACCACUCAUGCUAUCGCAUACCGUUGUCGUGAUCCACGUGCGACUGUGAGUCGCUGCUGAGAGCAGGUAUGUAUCUCUUUAAUUCUUAAGGUAAAGCUUCUUUACAAGUGGAUUUCUCAUAAGAAUGUGUUGGUCUUUCAAUCAGAGGAGUCAUGGGACUGACAGGAGGCAAUUAAUAUGUUCUCACCUGUCCUUAAUCAGAACAUUAUGCUGAAAUGCUAGUCUUUCUUUCAGUCUUAUUUCACAGCUUUCCCAGCUGGGCACUUCCAGCCCUUCCUUCCUAACUACUCCUCCCCUCAUCCUUGUUACAUGCCCUAAAUUCUUAUUUCCCUGUGAGUGCUUAACAGACGCGACACAGGUAACACGUCACCAGUACCGGUCCCCAAAAGUUUCAGCCCACUUUCCACUUCAUCCUUGUUCCUCACUCAUGCACACUGUCUAGACUCUUAUUGCUUCAAACAAUUCCCUAAGUAUGGAAAGGUGUGGCAGAGGACCUCGGUUCUGGAAGAUUUUACAGCAUAUCCAGGAUAUUUAACUCCUAACAGAAGUAAAAAAUUCUAUUUGGCUCUUUCAUCUUGAACUUAGACACCUUCUAUCCCCUGGUGUCAGAUAUUAUAACUAAGGAUGUGAUUUUUCUUUAAUUCCAGGAAAAGGAUCAAAUAAUAAAGAGAUGUCAAAGUCAAGGUUUUUUUUUUUUUUUUUUUUUUUGCUUCAUCAGUUGGCUAAAUGGAGAGAACAUUCACUAAGUUAGAGGCUACUGAUGAGAAGGACUUUUGAUACGGGCUGGAAAAUUAAGAUCUGGCCUUUCUAUGAACACUCAGGUGGCUUACAGUUCAUAUUACUACAAUCAGUGCUGCUGUAAACAUUUUUCUGUGUAUCUCCUGUGCAUGUGUGAGAUUUACGCUUACUCCCUGGUAUACAAAUAGGAGUAAAACAGUGGAGUCCUAAAGUCUCCAAUUUUACUAUUUUCAUGAAAAUGGAAAACAAAAUUUGGGUGCACAAAAGUAUUCUCUGGGGUAAAUGUAUCAUGCUAAAUGUUUACAAGGUUAAUUUUAGGUUCUGCUUAAAUAGAUGUAUUAGCUGGGAAGUCAUUUCAGUCCGUUUGAGCUCUGGUUCUGCUUUCAGUAGGCGCUGUUAAGUGAGCGGAUGGAGCCUGCAAACCACACAACCGUGACAGAGUUCGUUAUUCUGGGACUGACAGAUAAUCCCACCCUGUGUGCCAUCUUCUUUGUGGUUUUUCUAGGCGUUUACAUCGUCACCAUCGUGGGAAAUAUCAGCAUAAUCAUCUUGAUCCGGAGCAGCCCGCAGCUCCACACCCCUAUGUACCUCUUCCUCCGCCACCUGGCCUUCGUGGACGUGGGCUACUCCACGUCCGUCACACCUGUCAUGCUGGUGAGCUUCCUGAGGGAGACCACAGCCGUCCCGGUCCCGGGCUGCAUAGCGCAGCUCGGCUCUGACGUCGCCUUUGGGACCGCGGAGUGCUUCCUGCUGGCCGCCAUGGCCUACGACCGCUACGUGGCCAUCGGCUCGCCCCUGCUCUACCCCGCCCGCAUGUCCCCGGGGCUCUGCCUCCGCCUGCUGGCGGCCUCCUACCUGGGCGGAUGCGCGAACGCUUCGUCCUUUACGGGCUGUUUGCUGAGCCUGUCCUUCUGUGGCCCAAAUACCAUCAACCAUUUUUUCUGCGACCUCUUCCCGCUCUUGCAGCUUUCGUGUGGCCAUGCUUACUUCGCCGAAAUCUCUCCUGCCAUCUCCUCCGCCUCGGUGCUCGCCAGCACACUGGCCACCAUCACUGCGUCCUACGCCUCCGUCCUCCGCUCCAUCCUGCGAAUGCGCUCCACCGAGGGGCGCAAGAAGGCCUUCUCCACCUGCACCUCCCACCUCACUGCCGUCACUUUGUUUUAUGGGACCGUUCUGUUGGUUUACGUGAUGCCCAAAUCGCGCUAUUCGGCGGAUCGGGUCAAAGUGGCCUCUGUAACCUACACCGUGGUGGUGCCCAUGCUGAACCCCCUCAUCUACAGCCUGAGGAACAAGGAGGUGAGAGAGGCCGUGCGAAAGCUGACGGCUAGAACACACUGCUUUGCCUGAACUGAAUCGGAUGUACGUCUAUAAAUAACAACCCGAUGAUUUGGGGAACGUUUGUGCUGGACGUGUUAGCGAUAUUUAUCAUUAACUUUACCUCUUGUAUAGUGAUAAACUCCCAUGAAUAUAAAUUCAACGUUUACUUCCAUUUAUAAAGUUAAGGACAUGGAUGACUUAACAUGAAUGUCUGCUUGAUUCAAAUUAAAUACGGAUUUUUCAAGUUCAGAAUACAGCUGCAAAAUAAUUUCUACUUAAAAAUCUCA
Sus scrofa (pig) is the source of this 2463-nucleotide messenger RNA. Its product is annotated as olfactory receptor 5P4-like. The record is from RefSeq and is a predicted model, not a curated record. Gene Ontology annotation, cellular component: membrane. Gene Ontology annotation, biological process: G protein-coupled receptor signaling pathway. NCBI's taxonomy places the organism in Eukaryota, Metazoa, Chordata, Mammalia, Artiodactyla, Suidae. Gene Ontology annotation, molecular function: G protein-coupled receptor activity; olfactory receptor activity.